Molecule: messenger RNA, 462 nt
Organism: Rotaria sp. Silwood1
Lineage: Eukaryota; Metazoa; Rotifera; Eurotatoria; Philodinida; Philodinidae
Source: the annotation of a GenBank genome assembly
AUGGCUGAUCAAGAAGCUACUGGUUUAAGUGCAGCUGAAUUAAAAAAGAAACGAACAUUUCGUAAAUUUACAUAUCGUGGUGUUGAUCUCGAUCAAUUAUUAGAUAUGAGUAAUGAACAAUUAAUGCCAUUAUUACAUUGUCGUGCACGACGUCGUUUAUCACGUGGUCUUAAACGUAAACCAAUGGCUUUAAUAAAACGUUUACGUAAAGCUAAAAAAGAAACACCUGAAUUAGAAAAACCACAAGCUAUUAAAACACAUUUACGUGAUAUGAUUAUUGUACCUGAAAUGGUUGGCUGUGUUGUUGGUGUUCAUCAAGGAAAAACAUUUAAUUCAAUUGAAAUAAAACCUGAAAUGAUUGGACAUUAUUUAGGAGAAUUUUCAAUAACAUAUAAACCAGUUAAACACGGUCGACCUGGUAUUGGUGCAACACAUUCAUCUCGUUUUAUUCCACUCAAAUAA